AUGAGUUAUGUGCACUUGGACGAGCUUCCCAGCGCGGCUUCUUUUUCGUCCGAUCGCUUCGGCUAUGAAGAUAACUACAACCCUCUUGGUGACAAAAAUGGAGAAGAAAACAAAAACGCAGUCACGGAGGAUCCUCACGUGCAACGGCUGCGCUGGGGUCCGGACCCCGACGCGUUUCUUGAGCUUCGAGGCUUUCAACUGCGGCGGAGCUGCCUUCCGUUCUACGCCACCCUUUGUUGUGUGACGCUCGGUCUGUCAUGGGCAGUGCUGUACGUGUGGCGCCCUCUCUGGCGCGUACGUCUUCUCUACGCCCGCUGCCCUCUGAGCAUAGCGGGACAUGUCACCGCACGCGACUCCUACGGCCGCUUCACAGUCCGAGCAGUUACCAGAAGUCGUCUGCGACUUCCCGCUGGACCUCGACUACCGGCUCGAGAAGUCAACGUAACCGCCUUCGAGCACCAAGGAACAGUCUUUGUUUGGGACGAAGAUGGCGGCUUUCAGGAACAGCGUGGCUUGGAAAACCUCAAACUAUCCUGUAAAAGCAUCGUCGUCUGGCCCGGCUGGACGUCACAAGAGAGGUCUCAGCUCAUAACACUCCAUGGCAACAACGUCCCUAUACUGCCAAAGAGGACAGGCGUCCCUAUGUACAAAGCCUUCAAGAGUCGCCUGGGAAGACCUCAGUACGUUCUUCUCUUUAUCGGCACCUUUCUCCACUUCUUAAGGUCGCGGCUCCUGAGCUUCUUACACGCCAGCGCAGUCAUCCUCGUAGCCACGUUUCUGGAUCUGUUCACUCAAGCACGCGCCAGGAGACUCGCAAGGUCUUACGUCGAUCGCGUCGCCAGAGCGCAAGUCCGGGUCGUUGGUCUGGGCGCUGCUCCCGAAAUCAUUCCAGCAACCAUGUUGGUACCUGGAGACAGAUACGAGAUCACGUCGGGCCUCGUUCCUUGCGAUAGUGUCCUAGUCUCAGGGUCUUGCUUUGUGACUCCCCACCCUCUGUUGGCAGGACAAGCACCGUUACGCCGUGAGGCGCUGACGUCGAGGGAAGACGUCCUCGAUUGCGAUCCAUCUGGGCCUCACCGUCAAAGUAUGCUACUUUGCGGAUGUGAUAUCUUACCCGCAGGACUUGAGGCCUCUGUCCCGCCGAUUGCUGUGGCAUUAAGGACGGGUGCGGCAACGGAACUGUCACGUACACUGAAUCGACGUCUACAUCCACGUCCAAUGCCCAUGACCGCUUUGAGAAGACUGCGAGCUAUCGCAACCAUAGUAUCGUUCAUUGCUGCCAUAAUAGUCGGGACGGUCUUAUUCCUGUGGCUCGGCCAACCGCACAGCUUUACCUGGGACGAGGUCUUACUGCGUGCACUAAGCACAGCUGCGGUUGUGAUACCACCUUCGCUUCCUCUGGCGUCUAAGAUACUUUCUCAACGUGCCAGAAAUGCUGUACCUGAAAUUCAGUGUCCUUACGAAGCGACUGUCAUACCGCUUUGGGGACUAACGACGACGGUGUGUUUGGACGCGCCUGGUACAGUGGCUCCCUCCGGGGAACGCUUAUUCGGCGCUGUGCCGACGCUGUCUUGCGAGGCUCUAGGGCCAGUGGUUCGUCCAAUAACUGCUCUUACACCGAGCGAGCCACUGCGAAGAGCCGCUGCACUGUGUCCCGAUUUGUACCCUUUGGAAGACGGGGAACGGGCUCUAGGCGCGCCGUUAGACGUUGGAGCUUUCGCCGGUUCCCGCGCCGACCUCCUUGGGUCGCUGGACGAAGUGAAGCUACGAGAAGCUGAACCAGGCGAUGACGUCCGAUUGAGGCCGCUGUUAAACCCAUUCUGGAGCACGCUCAGGCUCCGCGAGUUGGCGGCUGCUGCUGCGGCUGACGAAACUGCGGCGUGUUGUACACUGCGGCACUUAUCGUUAUCGCAAGUUGAAGAAACAGAGGAGGACAUAUCUCUGCCGGCGCCUCUCGGAAGAGAAGACACUCCCAUACCGCGACCCCCUGUAAAGGCUUCUUUUCUAGCUCCAGCACCCGACGUUCCCGAUAUCUCAUUAUCCCCAACAGGAGACUACCAAGAACCUCAGCAGGACAUAGUCGUUUCCAAAGAGGAAGUCAUUGUCAAGAAAGCAGUCACCGUUACCAGACCAAGGCGUCGGAGGCUUUGCAUCUUGUUUCGGGCACUGGCAUCCGUUAUCGGAAGCAGUCUAGGCAACUGCCUCAAGUACCUAAUUCGCGUAAGCGACCCACACGACCCUCCUCCGGCAAGUUUGACACCUACCUUGCAAUCUCCGUCCCUCUCAUCCAGACAAACCUCACCAAAACCACCUUCGAUAUCACCACAUACACCAGCUCCUUCUGAAGAAUUGCCUUCCCAAUCGUCACCAAUCAAUCAACAACUUACCCAGACGCAACCCCAGCCAGACGUCGGUCGCCCUGACCACCUCAUCGUCACCCACCGCUUCACUUCCACCACAAACCAGCCCUGGAAGUGUGCAGUUUACCGGCAGCACGGGAGCCCAGUGCUACACGUCGUUACACUUGGAGACCCAUUCGCCCUGCCCGAUUUAUGCCAUUGUUCUCCUUCAUCCCUACCAGGGACCGUUGCUUCCUUACGAGAACGUGGUCUCGCUGUAGCAGGAGUAGCAGAGGGUCAACCGAACGCAGACCCUAGCCUACCCCCGGAAGACGGUACCCUUCACCCUUCCGGUCUCCUUCUAUUUGCCCCUCCAAGGCCUAGCCAAGACACUCUCGACACGAUCAACGCCAUGUUUGGAGCUGGCCUACGAGUGGUCCUUGUCAGCAGCCAAGACCUGUUCAGAAGCAUCGCCUUGGCAGAGUCCUCAGGCAUCGUACGACCAGAUGAAGCACUGAUGGUCAUCGCGGCUAGGCCUCCAAUAUCCGCAGAUCGGUGCGCGAGAAUCGAUAUCAGACCCGCUUCUGGAGACAUUAUCCCAGAGAAGGUUCCAAGGAUCCAUUAUGCCUUGACUAUGGCAACACUAGACGUGCUUGUGCAAGACUACCCGGACCUUCUCGAGACAGUGAGGACGGAUAUAAGCGUGUAUGCCGCUGCGGGUCCGAAUGACGCCGCGAGGGCUGUGAGGGUUCUUGGUACGCGCGCUGCGGUGGUUGCAGGUGGUCCUCCUCUGUCUCAAGCGGUACGAUGGGCUCCUGGUGCAAGCCUGGCGAUUGCCCCGGAGCACGGCGGCGCAGAGGAACUCCCAUCUCUUGCAGCACCCCUGGUGUCCACAACUAUCCGCUCCAUCCUCAACCUUUUACGUGUGGGCCGUGCCACCCUGGAAACCCGUGUGGCUUGCAUUCGGUUUCUCCUUGUCGUCGGCAGCUGCCGCGCUGUCACGGAGCUCCUGUUGGGGACUGAACUGGCCGCACUGACUGACUCUCAGGCCGCCUACCUGGAUACGACUACGUCUCUCGUCUCCCUCCUCCUCACGUCUCCUCGGCCACCAUUGAGUCUCUCUUCCAGCCCCGUUGUGCCAGACCCUUGGCAGGUAGCAAUCGCUGCCUUCGCACAUUGUCUUGCCUGCGUUACAUGUCAGGCGUCUUUAAUGAUCCAUCUUCGCUACUUUCUGGAAGUGGACCAUGAUCCAUACAUCACCCGCUUCGAGUCUGCUUCCGCCCUUUUUGGACUCUCCGGUUACCAAACCUGCUUCCUGGCCAUCUGGGCUCUCGGAGGACCUCCGAGACGCAGCACAGUUACCAGCCGCCACAUCGUGUGCCUAACGACAGCUGUGGUCUUCCAUACGGCGGUGAUCCUGGCGCCAGUUGCUGUAAUAAGCAGUCUCAUUUCUCCGCCCUGGCUUCCAAACGGGUCUCGAAUGAGGCAAGCCAUGCUCAUAUGGGCUGCCGUAUCGCUGCUGCUAGGUGCUACGCUGGAGCUCGUGAUUUUACCAGGAUCCUGGUUACGUCGUCUGCGAAGAGACUUUGUUGCAGACGACAACGUAACAGGAAAGAAGGCCGCAGAGACACGUCGUGUGCCUCUCUUUGGAACUCACGGACGCAAAGGAGGGUUUGAGGAAGAAGUCAUGAGGGAACGACAAAAAGGGCGUGUGGAUGGAAGAAAAGUAGGUUUUAAUGUAAAUAGAGAAGUUCCAGUCAGCGGGCUCCAGUCUCCUUCCGCAGGACAUCCAAGAAUCGACCGCGGGUCAUCUCCUGUGCUGAAGGGAAAGCAUACGCGCCAGGUCACGUGCUGACAUCUGACAUAUGUUACAGCGUUGAUGUCUGCGAAAGCAUGCCAGGCAUGUGCGCACGGAUGGCAAAGUAGUACAUGUCCAAACCAAGUGUCAGCAUGUGUGUUAGAGACAGAGGCAAUGGAAGCAUGGAUGACAGCAUAGCAUAGCAUAUAGCAGCAGUAACAACAGGGGGGGAUACUGCAUGUAGCUUUGAAGUCCAUAAAUUAUACCAGAUA
Messenger RNA from Ornithodoros turicata, 4409 nucleotides. RefSeq lists its product as uncharacterized. Gene Ontology annotation, molecular function: P-type transmembrane transporter activity; polyamine transmembrane transporter activity; ATPase-coupled monoatomic cation transmembrane transporter activity. NCBI's taxonomy places the organism in Eukaryota, Metazoa, Arthropoda, Arachnida, Ixodida, Argasidae. The record is from RefSeq and is a predicted model, not a curated record. Bases 1 to 4194 code for a protein of 1397 amino acids. The transcript has 5 exons. Gene Ontology annotation, cellular component: membrane. Gene Ontology annotation, biological process: intracellular calcium ion homeostasis; polyamine transmembrane transport.